GCAUGUCAAGUUGAAAAUUGCAAAUGGCGGCCGUUGUUAUUGUUCGUACCGAAUUAUCUAUUUGUAAAUUAUAUACCAGUCUUUUUAGCGAUUUUUGUACUGGACUAUCACUUUGAUGCGAUGCUACAACUUCUUAUAAUUCGGCGCGAUACGUUUUAUGUACGUUUUUAAGUGUUUUGAGUGUUUUUUUGAUAUUUUAUGUGUGUCAUGCAAAUGGGGUAAGCUAGAGUUAUCGGAUGUCGUUUAGGUUGUUUUGGACAGUUUCAAUGGGAAAAUGAAGUGAUGUUCUGUGACCUAAAGUGUGAAAAUGGAGACAAUAUAAAGUUUAUUAACUAUUUUGGUACUAUCCGUGGAGUGAGAUCGUCUGAAACCGCCGCAAUUUACUAAUGUUCCAUGCCGUGACUGCACUCCCCGUACAUUUCAAAAUGGCUGCUGCUCUUCUCGAUAUAUGAGCUUUGCGUCACUGGAACAUAAAUCAGUGGAUUUGAUUUCGUGAUGAUUUUCUAGUGUUUCUAGUCUAGUGAAUUCGUGUGAAAAAACGGAAAUACGCAGUGAACAGUGCCCCGGGUGUGCCUGGGGCGGGACAAUAGUGGUGUAUCAUAUGUUUUCGGAACUGGACGUUCAGUGACCAUAGGACCGAUAUUGCCUUGCGUCCGAGCUCGAGUACUAUGCGCUUGAUUUUCCAGAAUGAUUUGGGACAUAAGGGAAUAGAACUUGUGUGGAAUUGAGCGGAAUGUGACAUUGUAUGAGAGCAUGGCAGCGGAUAGUGAUGGGCUAGGCUCGGCCGGAGGCGGGGGCGGCGGCGCGGGCUCGUGCGGCGUGGUGGUGACCUGCGAGGGCGACCUGCGCGACCCGCGCUUCCCCGCGCGCCUUCGCCGCCUGCUCAGGGAGCUCCGCGCGCUGCUCGCUGAGCCGCAUCCCCACACGCUCAAAGUUAACAAGGUGGAGCCGUGGAACAGCGUCCGCGUGACGCUGUCGGUGCCGGUGGCGGCGGCGGCGCGGCUGCGCGCUCUGGCGGCGGCCGGGGCGCCGCAGCUGCGCGCAUUGGGCAUCCUGUCCGUGCAGCUGGACGGCGACGCCGCCGUGUCGCUGCGCCUGCAGCACGGCGCCGAGCUCAGGAUCAACACGGAGCCCGCACCGCAGGGGAACACCACUACUGGUAGUGCGCAAGAACCGAGCACGUCCCGGACACAACCUACCCCAGAACUCCUCGCCGGCUUAGGCGGCAUUGGGCGGCUGAUCAGCGAGAGUGCCGGCGCUUCCACCAGCGCAACCCCGCCGGCGGAGCCCCGGGACAACUUCAAGUCCCCCAACACGGUCUGCCCGCGCGACGGCAAGAUCCCCCAGAACAUUCCCACCCCCACCACGGACCGCUGCGAGUUCCCCUUCGGCAGCAUGACGCAAGCCAGGGUCAUACAUCGGAAGGAGAAUACGCUAGGUUUAUCAGCGGGCCCGUCGACGAGCAUCCGGCCGCCGGAGCCGUUCGCGCGGCCGUCGACGUCGUCGUUCCCCGCGCCGCCGCCAUACCCCGCGGGCGCGGCCGUGGCGCUGUCCUCGCCGCUGCUCGUCAACCUCUUACAGAACGAUGCGCCGGCGCCGCAGCCGCGCGCCAAACCGCCGCCGCAUCCAGCUAAGCUUGAUCGGUUGGAGGAUGGACAGGUGGAGCUGUCCGUGGGGCGCGGCUUCGAGUACCGCGGCGUGCGCCCCCCCCGGCCCGCGCCGCCCGCGCCGCCGCCCCCGCGCCGCGCCGCGCCCGCGCCCCUCCCCGGCCCUGCAGCGCACCCCGCGCUCCCCGCGCACCCCGCACUCCCUGCGCACCCCACGCUCCCCGCGCACCCCGCACACCCCGCGCACCCUGCGCCACAGCAGACAAAUACCUACCGACCGCCGAAUGCUGCCUUACUUGCACGCAGGUUCCCGGCGGCGGGCUACCCGGCGGGCCAGUUCCCGGCGCCGCCCCCGUACCGGCAGGCGGCGCCGCGGCCGCGGGUCACGCCCGAGGACCUGCAGGCGCUGCUGCCGCCCUCCACCACCACCAUGGACCAGAAGACACAGUCCAGUUUUCAAGAGUUCCAAAGGUAUCAACAGCAGUACAACGCUCGUCAGCGCGCGGCGUCACGAGCUGCGUCCCAGGGCGAAUGGAACGAACCGUACCGGGACACCCUGGGCGGGCUCACCCUGCCCGAGCUCAACGACAACUGCGACCUGGACCAACUCCUGCCUACCCUCGGCGCCGACCUCAACCUCGACGAGAUAUCCGAGCUAGAUGCCGCCGCCAAACUAGACCUCCUCUACGAACCCUCACAGAACCCCGACGCCCCCACCCCCGACUCCCUCCUCCAGGAGAUCACCGGGCUCGCUAACACCAUCAACGGUCCCUACGAGCCCACCACCAGCGGGACGCGAGAAGUGCCUUCAAAGGACUCGUUCGAGAGCGAGACCAUCAUGCCGCCGCCGCCGGUGCCGGUGCAGUCCACGUCCAAGGGCUUCCAGGCGAGCUCGCCGCAGCACAAGCCCUUCAAGUCGCCGCCCAACGCCUCCUACGCGGCCGCGGCGCCCUCGGCCUCGGAGCGGUGCCAGCCAGGCCCCGUGAAUCAGCCUGGCGCUCUGAGUCAGCCCGGGGCUAUGAACCAACACGGCCCUGUAAGCCAACCCAGCCCUGUUAGCCAGGCCAGCCCUGUGAGCCAGCAGGGCCCCGCGAGCCACUCCAGCCUGGUGAGCCAGGCCAGCCAGCCCGGGCCGGCCCCGGCCUGCAACUCCAUGCCGCCGCCCCUGCGGCUGCCGGUCCGCGCCGCCACGGCCACGGUGGGCAGCCAGGCGUCGGCGCACGAGAUCGAGGAGCAGAGCAAGCAGUACCUCAUCAAGACGCUGAUGCGCGACGACGACGUGCCGCCCAAAGAGCACGAGAAGAAGGUCGAGGAGCUCAUUGUCGCGCAGUGCAAGGUCAAGGAGAGCCUGCAGAGCGCCGUCGACGCGCCCGAGGUGUUCGGCAUCGCCAAGUCCACGAUAGCCGACGACGACAUGAAGUCCGACGACGAAAAGAAGAAGCUGCCGAAGAAGGACGACAAGCUGAUAGCGCAGAAGGGCGGCAAGCCGCGGACGAGCGGCGCCAAGGAAAAGCCGGCCACGUUGAAGGACAAGAUAGUACGGGACGGGAAGACCAAAGUUGCCUUACAGCGGCCGCCGGUCGCGAAACCUGCCGCGCCGGCGGACGCGCCCAAAUCCCCUGGCGAGAAGGAGUCCAUCAAGCUCAGGCUCAAGCUGGACAAGAACGAGCCCGUCGUGCAGCCCGUGUACAAGGCGGACGUGAGCUUCGUCAACCAGCAGCCCAAGGGCGACAAACCCACGGAGGGCGAGCUCAGGGUGCCGCCGCUCCACAUCAGCUUACGGGGGCGCAACUCUGCCAUCAUCAAGAAUUCCAAGAAGGAAAAGAAGAAGUUCGGCUCCGGCGAGCUGCAUAAAAAGAUUAAGAUCCGGAAACCGAGCGAGGGAGACGACAAGUCUCACCGGAGAGACGACGAGACGGCGGCGUCCAAAUCCAGCGAAAGUACUGACACAAAGACUGAUGACUACCUACACUUGAAAAGCAUAAAGCUGAAUAACCACUACGCCGAGGGAGAGACCAUUAAAACCGAGAUCACCGGAGACAACAACGUCGUCUACCGGAUGAAGACUAUAUCCAAGAAUGCGCAUAUAGUCACCAAGUCUGAAUACAAGCUGAACAACAAGGUGUCCUCGUUAGACAAGUUGAAGAAGAAGAAGCUUCUAACGGACGGCAAGCCGGAGAAAGAGCGGGAUAAAGAAUGGAGGAACGACGUGAUAGACAAGGAGGGGAAGUACGCGCAAAACGAGGGUUACAGAGAGACGAACAACCACGAGGUGAAGAAAAAGUUACCGUUGAAGGACGGAAAGUGUGAUAAAACCAGUGACGGGAAGAUGCAAUGUGAGGAGGACCUAGUGAGUGGGAGUGAGUUGGUGAGGUGUUGUGAGAGGACGCUCAAUGCGGAGGGGGACCACAAGGAGGACAACAAGCUGAAGCGGGCGGCGGACGUGGCCGCGCCCAACGGACUGCUCGCCUCCGAGAAGAAGAGGAAGACCAGCCAUAGUUCCUGUCCAGAGCCACCGGGCUCCACCAACGUGGGCACGAUGGUGGCGCGGCUGGAGUCGCCGCCGCCCGCGUCUAGUCAGCGUGCGCCGGGCGGGGCCUCGCCGCGCCGCAAGGAGCGCCCCAAGGACAAGUCCUACUGCAAGCUGGUCGCCGAACGCGCCAGGCCCGACGCAGACAAGUUCAGCAACCGCUCCCCCAACUCCCAAGCGCAGGGCGAGGACUCCGGCAUCGAGUCCAUGGACGCCCUAUCGGAGAAGUCCCCCAACCAGGCGAGCCAGUCCCCGCCCGGGCCCCAGCGCAAGGAGCGGCUCGACAUGCCCGCCUCCACCAGCCCCACCUCCGUGCAGAGGAUAAUCGGCGUCAUCGAGCAGCCGCCGCCCAGCGACGAGCUGCUGGAGCGGCUGCAGCUGGCGGGGGCGCAGGCGCACUACGACCCCGGCCCGCCCGACCUCGAUGACAUGGGCGACAUCGAGGCUGAGCUGGCCAAGAUGCACGCCGACCACAACGGAGACGUCACCCCCUCGCCACACACGCCGCCCCCCGAUACCAAAGACACGCGGGACCCCACCCCCAUACUGCGCAGCGAGCCCGGCCUCGACCGCCCGCCCGGGCCCGCGCCCGCAGGGCCCCCGGCGGCCCCCCAGCGCCGCCACGACGACCCGCCCUCGCCCAAGAAGGACAAGGACGACUUCGAGCUGCCCAGCAGGGUGUCCCCUCCGCUGUACACGUACUCCAACCAGGAGAAGAACAACGCAGCCGACGCCAGCGAGCCCAAGGAGGAGAAGCCGGUCGUGGCGGAGAACGGCGAGGCUAAGAUCGAGGAGAACAAGGAGAAACCCGAGCCCAAACUGGAGAGGUUACCGCUGAAGGCGGACUUCCCCGACAAGAGCUUACUGGAGCAGCUACUGAUAGAGAUCCCCACGCCGGACUACGUGUCCAAGAGGCCCGAGUCGCCGUCCCCGUCGGCGCUGGAGCGGGUCGCCCGCAGCAGCGUGCGCACGCGCUCCAGCAGCAAGAUGAACAGCCCCGCCGACGGGCCCAAGACGCCGCGGCUCAGCCCCGGCAUCACCAAGAUGGACGCCCGCUCCGACUCCCCCCUGCAGCCGCGGAACUGCCUGCGGAGCGGCUCCGUCGACAAGACGAGCCCCAAGACCGCCGCGGCGAACGCCACCAACGCGGUGCCGGUGAAGCCGGCGCCGGCCGCCAAGCGGAAGCGGCGGGAGUCGGAGAGCUCGUGCGCCUCCACCGUCAGCUGCGAGGACGGCGCCGCGCCCGCCGCGCGCCCCAAGAAGAAGCCGCGCAAGCUGGACGCGCGCCCGCCGCUGGGCGCCAACCCCGCCCUGCUCAAGGUCAAGAAGGACUCGGACAGCGACAGCGACGAGCCCCUCAUCUGCAAGGUGCGCGGCAAGGCCGUGCCGGCCCGCGCCGCGCGCGCCGCCGACGCCGUGGGCACGCGCCGCUCCGUGCGCCACCCCGCGCCCCCCGCGCCCGCGCCCGCGCCCGCCGCCACGCCCGCCGCGCCCGGCAAGCCCAACAGCGCGCCCGCGCGACGGAAAACCAGGAGUGCAGUGGGCGAGGGCGCAGUCCCGUGCGGCGGCGCGGCGCGGCGGCGGCGGCCGUCCCGCGACGGCAAGUGACGGCGG
Molecule: messenger RNA, 5751 nt
Organism: Pectinophora gossypiella (pink bollworm)
Lineage: Eukaryota; Metazoa; Arthropoda; Insecta; Lepidoptera; Gelechiidae
Gene: Ncoa6
Product: protein piccolo
Exons: 10
Coding region: 754-5745 (1663 amino acids)
Biological process (GO): positive regulation of transcription by RNA polymerase II
Cellular component (GO): nucleus; histone methyltransferase complex; transcription regulator complex
Source: RefSeq, a predicted model, not a curated record